This is a messenger RNA of Dichomitus squalens LYAD-421 SS1, 2267 nucleotides long. RefSeq lists its product as uncharacterized. The record is from RefSeq and is a predicted model, not a curated record. The transcript has 6 exons. Bases 761 to 1828 code for a protein of 355 amino acids. Lineage: Eukaryota; Fungi; Basidiomycota; Agaricomycetes; Polyporales; Polyporaceae.
GUUUAGACUACGUACCCAGAGCAUUCAAGCAAUUUGCACCGCGCGCGAGGGGAUCUGGUGGGGAUCAGGCGAGGCAAGUGUUCCGAAUCGACACGCGCACCGCAGACGUCUUCUCGUUUCGUCUAUUUUCAGCUCCCCAGCGGCAUUGAUCAUAAGUGUCGAGUUCGGCGGCGAGCUGAGGAAAACCAUAUAGGGCGUUGCCAAUCUAUGCUAGAUGCAUGGCGGUACAUUUUGCAAGUAGAGGCUUGGUUAUGUAGGCCGGUACCGGUAGCGGACGCAUGCUUGCGCGCAGUCUGUUGCCACCACGACCAACAACCGUCCCGAAUCAGCGGUUACAUUGUGUCCGCGCGCUCGCGUAUCGCCGCCCUCUUUUCUUGCCGUUGUUCCUGGCUUCGGGCUCGACACUGUCCGCCACGGUUGCCUUCCAUCGCCAACGCUUGUUUAGCCGGUCUGGGCCUGGCGUAUUGUGCUCGGUUCUUGUCAGCUCCUCACCUCGGCAAUAGCGCCAGGCGACGCUCUUCUCUCAAGCACCCCCUCGUCACGUACGCAGCGCAGGUCUCUUGCGUCCACUAACUUCACGCCGCUCCUUGCCUCACUCUCGUCGCUCCUUACAACGCACCCGCGCGAUCGCACUUCGCCUCCACCUUUGAUACAACCGUCCCGAGUAGUAGAGGCUACGGUCCCCGCUGCUCCGGACGACAUCUCGCAUAGAAUACUGCACCCAAGUUGGCUCUCCGCAUCUUAUUGACCGCCUUCGCACAUGGCGGGUCUCUUCCGCCAAAAUACCCUAACAUCAUACCUCCUGACGCUGCUGUCAUGUCUCCUGCUGCUGCUCACUCAUGUCAAUAAUGUCUGUGCUUCCCCCGUCGCGAAGGAUCCGCCCCCCGUUAAUUAUGUGGAUCUCGCCGCGCACCAUUGGAAACGCGUCACGCCCAUCGUCGUCUCGUCCGAGGUCGGCGACAACGUGUCCGUUGUCAACCCAACGACGGACCAAGUCAUUCCGCAAGGUCCCGGGACGGAUGGCGGGGGAACAGACUUCUCGCUCACGGCGAUCAUCUGGCUCGCGUUCGUAUUCGUCAUAGGCAUCCCUCUCGCCCUCGCAGGCAUUCGUUUAUGGCGUUUCACCACGGGGAUGGGCGUCGGACUCGCUGUCGCCAUCUGUUUGUGGGCGGCGUUCGUAAAUACCGUGAGCUCAGACGGCCUAUCGGACAUCGUGCUGACGGUGAUUCCGGUUGGUGGAUUCGUUGUUGGGUUCGUAUUCGGCAUGCUCGACUUUGGACGGUGGGCCGGCAUCCUUCUCAUCGGUGUGCUUGGUGGGCUCUCGGUUGGCAUCCGGGUGGUCCUCCUGCGCCCGGGCUUGCUCAUUCACGCUUACCUCGUCAACUGGCUCGUCCUGGCGUUAUUCAUGAUCAUGGGGCUGAGCUUGAUACUAUCCAGACAGCACGUUGGCAUCUCUGGAUGCUGCGCCGCUAUCGGAACGUUCCUCAUCGGCCUUGGGAUCGACCUAAUCAUCGAGAAGCAGGACGGGAUGAGCUUUGCGCUUCGUUUCCUCCUCGAUCGCAACAACUCCCACUUCCUCGCGGUUGUGCACAAGGGCUAUAACCCUUCUAUGAUGACCCAGAUCAUUCUCGGCGUAACAUUAGGCGCUACUCCUGUCCUAGCAUUUGCACAACACAAGAUUUUCAAGGGACCUUUCCGACCUGAAAGGUCUCAGACCGACGCAGAUAUGGCGUCGCUGAUGGACACGGAAUCCGGCAUCGGUGCGCCUGAGAAGCCCGCGCGCGUAUCGCGCAUGCAGCUCCUCAAGAGCCGCUUCAGCAUGGCAUGAUCUUUUCCCCCUGAUACGUGCCUGCGCCCUCGUGCCGCCUCCAUGCAAACAUUCGAGUCCGUCCUUACCUGCGCUUGCUUGACUUCUUCGUCGCGCGCAGGACCCCACCUACUUCUACGGGUUCGCUGCACCUAUUAGCAUCUUCGGACACAGCAUUGGUAUUUGGGACAGGCGUUCACGCAGAUGGACUGACGGACGCCGUGGACUGGGACUCUUGUGCGUGUCACCUUCCACCGCACCGCUAUCGUAGUAGACGCAUCUAGUUAGUUAUUGCCCCGUCGUCGCUUUCGUUCGCACAUGUAUUGAUAUACCCUGCACCCGUUAGCAUCAUGCAGCAUACCUUUGCUCUUUCGCGCUUCGACUUCUUUUUGAAGCAUGCACAUGAUUGUAUCAGUAGUAGAAGAUAUCGGAUCAGGUUGAAGCAAUGCGAAUGCUUUGU